CUAUCUUCUUUCCUUUCCGCCUACGUUUGAUUUUGUGCAUACCAAGAAUGGCUACUGGCUGGGAUCUUUACGCGGUGGUGAGGAGUUGUUCGUCCACCAUCAACACGGCCAGCUCCGCCGUAGGAAGCAACCGGUCCUCAAAAGGGAAUGGCAGCGGUUGCCACGAGGACCCUUUGGCUUGUUUGGCUUCGUCGAUGUUCGAGGAAGAAGAUGGCCCGUUUGCACUUCCUACUCUAAGUAAAAGUGGUUCUUUGCAAGAUUCUCACGAACCCUUGUUGAUACACGCCGACCCCACCCCCAUGGGCAUUAAUCGAGCCAUAGAUCCGAGCUUUUCGAGACCUGUUAACGGAGGAUCCAGUAGCGAACAUCAUCAGAUAAAACAGCAGCAGCAGCAGCAGCAGCUGCAACAACAACAACAACCCACCAUUAGGACGAGCCCAGCUGCUCCUUUUUUCACUUUCGGCCAAUUUGUAAACCAGAGACAACCACGACCGCUACAGUUGAAGAAACGAGUUCAACAGCAUGAGGUUCCAACACCAAGAAAGAGGAAGAAUCAGAAGAGAACCGUUUUCCAUGUAACGGGUGAGAAUUUAUCUUCAGAUCAAUGGUCAUGGCGAAAAUACGGACAAAAGCCCAUCAAAGGCUCCCCCUAUCCAAGACACUACUACCGAUGCAGUAGCUCAAAAGGGUGCUCAGCGAGGAAACAAGUCGAGCGUAGCAAUUUCGAACCCGACACCUUUAUCGUUACCUACACGGGCGACCACACUCACUCUUGGCCCACUUACCGGAACUCGCUCGCCGGAAAUUCUCGAGACAACAGGUUAUCGACUAUUCGAAAGGUCGCUAAUGCUUCCUCCACCUCUUUGAUCUCUCCAACGACACCACUUUCGGCUUUUGAAGACGGCGGCAACGUGCAUAACACGGGUGAUAGUGGAGAUAAAGAAGGUGAAACCGUGAACAACAUGGCUCUUCAAACGUCUCCCGACGCAGAGAACGAUGAUGAUAAUGAUGUUAUUUUGAUCCCCAACGUGCAUGUUAAUGAAGAUCUUUUCAAUGGGUUGGGAGAACUCAUUGGCGGUGCUGGCGGUGGCAGUAAUAGUAUUUGUAGUGGAUUAGAACCCAACUGGCCAGCCUUCCGUGGUCACUUUCCUUCUCAGGAUACCGGCAACUCUGCCUCAAGCGCCGGAGCCCCGCUGGUCGUGAGUGAUAUGCUGAUUUCAACCUUUAUUUUGCAAAGUUGGGGUUUUCAUUCCCUUCUUUUGGUACAUAGAAACUAA
Molecule: messenger RNA, 1277 nt
Organism: Hibiscus syriacus
Lineage: Eukaryota; Viridiplantae; Streptophyta; Magnoliopsida; Malvales; Malvaceae
Product: probable WRKY transcription factor 27
Exons: 3
Coding region: 48-1277 (409 amino acids)
Biological process (GO): regulation of DNA-templated transcription
Cellular component (GO): nucleus
Molecular function (GO): transcription cis-regulatory region binding; DNA-binding transcription factor activity
Source: RefSeq, a predicted model, not a curated record